GCCAACUGAACCCUUGCUAAACCGGUUGCCAACUCCUUCCCUCGCCAGUCACCGAUAAGACCAGCCAUGACUCCCGUUUCGCUUCCCGCCGAUGCCCUGGGCGGUGAGAGGGUGCUGACCGUACAGACGACGGAGCUAGAAGUUGGUGGUUGAGACACGCACGAACUUGCACGAACUUGAAUUGUUGUUGACUUUCCCGGACCCCGUCAACCCAAACCUCUCGCACGGCUUCGCUCGGCUCGUGUUACUACGUUUUCUCGUAUGUACAACGCCAGGCUUGCUACUGGGCCAAUCUACAUAGCACUGUAGCCCAUCUGUUUUCCAACUCGUACCGAGGCAACGGGAACACCCAACGAAACACACAUCAUACCGACUGCGGCAUCGUCCCAAGAGCUCGACCCUCCCGGUCCAACGCCGGUUUGAGGACAGCCCGACAAUGAUCACGCCGACUCCAAACCCAUUCACCGGCCGUGCUCUCCGAGAUUUUGGUCGACGCCAUUUCGCCGGGCAAGCAAUAUGUCGGCCUGUCAGGGUCCAGCCUCGUAACCUACACAUUAGCGUUCCUCGAGCGUCAAAGAACGGCACGGGCCGAACACCGCAUCCCGAGCUCCCGACGGCACGUAGGCUGCCUUUCCAGGCCCGAGCAGCUCCGUUGAGCGUUCUCCUUGGCGGCGGUCUAGUUGCCUCCUUCCUGGCCUACUCUCAGUUUGGCGAAGAAAGCCGGGCGCUACAGGGCGCGGCGCCCGCCUCGACCGACGACCGCGAUCCCUCCUUGCCUCGAUUCCGCCUCGCCGACGUCCGGAAGCACGAUGGCUCCUCGUCCGAACCGUGGGUCAUAUUUGAAGACAAGGUCUACGAUAUCACGGAUUGGGUCCCGGCACACCCUGGCGGCGACGUCAUCCUCCGGGCGGCUGGGUCAAGCAUUGAGCCGUACUGGAACAUCUUCACCAUCCACAAGGCGCCGCACGUGCGCGAGAUCCUGCAGCAGUACCUCAUCGGGUUCAUCGAUGUGGCCGACUUGGGCCCGGACGGGCGGCCUGCAGCCGAGGCCAUCGAAGACCCGUUCGUGAACGACCCGGUACGCGACCCGCGCCUCAUCACGCACACGGAGAAGCCGCGCAACGCGGAACCGCCGAACGAAGAGCUUGACCGCGCGUUCCACACGCCAAACGAGUUAUUCUACAUCCGUCACCACAUGUGGGUGCCGACAGUAGACGCGGAGAAGGCAGAUGAGCACGUCUUGAGCAUCGAGCUCCCGGACGGCGAGACCAAGAAGUAUACGCUGGGGGAUCUGAAGAAAAAGUUCCCGACACACAAGGUCACGGCUGUCCUGCAAUGCAGCGGCAACAGGCGGAACGACAUGACCAGGCAUGCUGGCAAGACCAACGGACUGCAGUGGGGCGUAGGUGCCAUCAGCAACGCCGAGUGGGAGGGAGUCCGGCUCUCGGAUGUUCUGGCCGAUGCCGGGCUCAAAGUGCGUGAUGCGACUUCGCCGACGCGAAAGGGCACAUCCGCUGCUAGCGGCGACAACGAGCUUGACGCCAACACGCUCCACGUCCAGUUCACCGGCCUCGAGGCAUACGGCGCCUCAAUUCCCCUCAACAAGGCCCUCGACCCGCGCGGAGAUGUGCUCUUGGCUUUUGGCAUGAACGGCGAGACACUGCCGCGAGAUCAUGGUUUCCCCCUGCGGGCUGUUGUUCCAGGCCAUGUCGCAGCUCGUUCGGUGAAGUGGCUCAGCAAGAUUAUCGUCUCCGAUGAGGAGAGCCACAGCCAAUGGCAGCGCCGCGACUACAAGUCAUUUGGCCCGAACGAAGGCCCGAAUCCUGACUGGGACCGCGCGGUUUCCAUCCAGGAAAUGCCCGUCACCAGCGCUAUCACUGGCGUCUGGGUAGGCGACUGCGUGCGGAAGGGCCGCGUUCCCUGGAUGAACCCGAGCAGGAUCCCACAACCUGCCAAAAGUAGUAGCAGCCCCAUCCUCGACAUGGCCGCGGUGUCCAAGCGAGUAGGCUUUACGCCUGAGCCAACCUCGUCCGACACCACCACCACCACCACCACCACCAACAACAACAACAACAACGAGAAGAACCUCUCCCCAUCCCCCUGCCCACCAACCACCCCGGCCGACGAACCCAUCGCGAUGCAAGGCUACGCCUACUCGGGCGGCGGCCGCGCCAUCACCCGCGUCGACGUCUCCCUAGACGGCGGCAAGACCUGGGACCAAGCGGAGCUGGUCAACGACUGCGCCGACCCGGCCUCUCCCUGCUUCGGCAACAAGUCCUGGACCUGGACCCGCUGGCGCUACGUCGGCGCCCUGCCCGUCCUCAGCCUCCCCACCGAAGAAGGGCCGGCGCCGGCAGCGGGAGGAGGGGCGGAGGAGACGGGAGCCGGGGGAUGCCACGGCGGCGACCGCAAGACAAGCCGGAAGCACUGCACCACCCUCGUCGUCAAGGCCACCGACGACGCCUACAACACGCAGCCCGAGAGCCACCGCGGCAUCUACAACGUGCGGGGGAACCUGGCCACGGCGUGGCAUCGCGUCAAGAUCUGUCCGCGCUGUACGGGGCCGUCGGAGGAUGGGACCUCCGACGGCAGGGGCCUGACGUGGUCGACCGGGGAGACGUACGGUUGCGGGUUCAAGAAGGAGGCUGAGGAGGUGAGGGAGGGAAUGAGGCGACAGGGUGUUGUUGGGAACGGCAACGGGGGCGAGGAGAAGAAGUGAUGGGGGUUAGUUAACUGGGUCGUAUGGGUAUCCGGAUUGUGAUAUGUGGUUUAGCAGGCGUUUUGGGGAUAUGGCCGCAGCCAGCAAGCGAUGCGUUUUGGUUACUGGGCAGGUUUGAGCAGUGGAUAUGAGCUUAAAGAGAGAGAGAGAGAGCAUGGUUGUUCAGCCAUGGCGUUCCGGAUUAUCAGAGAGCGUAAUACCAAUGUUAAUGUAUAGUCCUUCCCUCGAGCUAGCUAAUAACCUUAGGGGUCGGUUGUUCCAACUGUCUACCAAGUAUU
Thermothelomyces thermophilus ATCC 42464 is the source of this 2997-nucleotide messenger RNA. RefSeq lists its product as uncharacterized. The record is from RefSeq and is a predicted model, not a curated record. Gene Ontology annotation, molecular function: molybdenum ion binding; oxidoreductase activity. Gene Ontology annotation, cellular component: mitochondrion. Bases 437 to 2719 code for a protein of 760 amino acids. The transcript has a single exon. Lineage: Eukaryota; Fungi; Ascomycota; Sordariomycetes; Sordariales; Chaetomiaceae.